Molecule: messenger RNA, 3136 nt
Organism: Mesocricetus auratus (golden hamster)
Lineage: Eukaryota; Metazoa; Chordata; Mammalia; Rodentia; Cricetidae
Gene: Arhgap10
Product: Rho GTPase activating protein 10
Exons: 23
Coding region: 172-2532 (786 amino acids)
Biological process (GO): signal transduction
Cellular component (GO): cytoplasm
Molecular function (GO): protein binding; GTPase activator activity
Source: RefSeq, a predicted model, not a curated record
GCUCGCCGGGGUAGCUGGGCUCGGCGGGACAUGACCGUGCUGCGCUCGCCGCGCGCUCAGCCCUGCUGCUAGCCCUCUCGCCCGCUGCCUGCCCGUCGCCUCGGAGCCCAGCCGGGCCUGCGCCCGCCCGCCCGCCCGCCCGCCCGCCGGCGCGCUCGCACCGCUGCAGUCAUGGGGCUGCAGCCCUUGGAGUUUAGCGACUGCUACCUCGACAGCCCGUGGUUCCGGGAGAGGAUCCGCGCGCACGAAGCGGAGCUCGAGAGGACCAACAAGUUCAUCAAAGAGCUCAUCAAGGACGGGAAGAACCUUAUCGCUGCCACCAAAAGUCUGUCUGCGGCCCAGCGGAAGUUUGCCCACUCGCUCAGGGACUUCAAGUUCGAGUUUAUCGGGGAUGCGGAGACGGAUGAUGAGCGCUGCAUAGACGCUUCCUUACGGGAAUUCUCCAACUUUUUGAAGAAUCUGGAAGAACAGAGAGAGAUCAUGGCAUUAAGUGUUACCGAAACCCUGAUUAAACCCUUGGAAAAAUUCAGAAAAGAACAGCUCGGAGCGGUAAAGGAAGAAAAGAAGAAGUUUGACAAAGAGACGGAAAAGAAUUACAGCCUGAUCGACAAACACUUGGCUCUCUCUGCCAGGAAGAAAGACUCACAUUUGCAGGAGGCAGAUCUCCAAGUGGAGCAGACCCGGCAGCACUUCUAUGAACUCUCUCUUGAAUAUGUGUGCAAGCUGCAGGAAAUCCAAGAAAGAAAGAAGUUCGAGUUUGUGGAACCCAUGCUGUCCUUUUUUCAGGGGAUGUUUACUUUCUAUCAUCAGGGUCAUGAACUUUCCAAAGACUUCAAUCACUACAAAAUGGAGCUGCAGAUCAACAUCCAGAAUACGCGGAAUCGAUUUGAGGGAGCCAGGUCAGAAGUGGAGGAGCUUAUGAAUAAAAUCAGACAGAAUCCCAAGGAGCACAAGCGAGCCAGCCAGUUCACGGCGGAAGGCUACCUGUACGUCCAGGAGAAAAGGCCGGCUCCAUUUGGGUCCAGUUGGGUCAAACACUAUUGCAUGUAUCGGAAAGCAGCCAAGAAAUUCAACAUGAUCCCGUUUGAGCACAGGUCUGGGGGGAGACUGGGGGAUGGAGAGGUGUUCUUCUUGAAAGAAUGCACCAGAAGGCACGCCGACUCCAUUGACAGGAGGUUUUGCUUUGACCUCGAAGCUGCUGACAGGCCUGGAGUCCCCUUGACCGUGCAGGCGUUUUCAGAGGAGGAGAGGAAGCAGUGGCUGGAAGCCCUGGGUGGAAGAGAAGCUCUGUUCCAUACUUUUAAUAGAGCCAUCAUCCCGAGACCAGAAGGAGGUGCACAGUUGGAUACGUUGGGAUUCACAAUUCUCAGGAAAUGCAUCAGUGCUGUUGAGACACGAGGUAUAAAUGACCAAGGAUUGUACAGAGUUGUGGGGGUGAGUUCAAAGGUCCAGAGACUUCUGAGUAUGUUGAUGGAUGCAAAAACAUGCAAUGAGCUGGACCUGGAGAAUUCUGUAGAUUGGGAAGUGAAGACAGUGACAAGUGCCUUGAAACAGUAUUUGAGGAGUCUUCCAGAACCUCUUAUGACCUAUGAGUUACAUAGAGACUUCAUUGUUCCAGCCAAAAGUGGCAGCCCCGAGUCCCGUGUUAAUGCCAUCCAUUUCUUGGUACACAAACUGCCAGAGAAGAAUAAGGAGAUGUUGGAUAUCUUGGUGAAGCACCUAACCAAUGUGUCAAAUCACUCGAAACAGAAUCUAAUGACCGUGGCAAAUUUAGGAGUGGUGUUUGGACCAACUCUGAUGCGACCACAGGAAGAAACUGUUGCUGCCAUCAUGGAUUUGAAGUUUCAGAAUAUUGUCGUAGAAAUCUUAAUUGAAAACCAUGAGAAGAUAUUUCGGACCUCGCCAGAUACUGCAUUUCCUGAGCCCCCCUGCCUGUCAGCUUCACCUCCAAACGCUCCACCGCGGCAGUCAAAGAGACAGGGGCAGCGGACGAAGAGGCCAGUGGCUGUGUAUAACCUUUGUCUUGAGCUGGAAGAUGGGGAUAGUUGCAGCCCUGUCAAGGAGGACACCGCCACCAGCAGUCAGGACUCAUUGUCCACCCCAUCUCCCACAACCUCAGCUGCCCAUGGGCCCUCUGGGCCAGAUGGAAACCACCUUGCAGCAGAUGGAGGGCACUGUGGAGACUCGACAGCUACUACGCCAAGCCAGCCCCGGCCACCUAUGGUGCAGUGGCUAAAUCUGCAGUCUGCAGCCGCAGCAAGCUCCACCCCAGCCGGCACACCUCCUUCCCCCGGGAUGCCACAUUUCCCCCUGUCUCUUGCGGCCUCCAUUGUAGACAAGCUGCCCGAAUGCGUCAUCAAUCGCAAAGCCCGUGCAGUGUACCCUUGUGAGGCAGAGCACAGCUCGGAAUUGUCCUUUGAAAUAGGAGCCAUUUUUGAGGAUGUUCAGACCUCAAGGGAACCUGGCUGGCUUGAAGGAACCCUGAACGGCAAAAGAGGGCUGAUUCCACAGAAUUAUGUCAAGCUGCUGUAGCUCCUGCCUCGGGGGCUCCCGCUGAUCCUGGCACCCAUGCACCAGCCUGGAAAUAGCACCCAAAUGCUACCGUCACGCUCAGGAACUGCAGAUCACCACGGGCACUCCAGAGCUGGAGAGGGAAUGGAGCUUGCCACCUAGGGCUGUGCAGACGUGCAGGAGAGCAUGCCCAGCAUUGGUAGAGUGGAUUCCCAUCUGGCAGGCAUGGGGGCUUGCAAGUUUUAACUCUACAGCCUGUGGAGCGGGGAGGGCAGGGCCCCGCUGGUGAUGUCACUGCCAGGCAUGGAAGGACCCGCUCUCCAUGCCCCUGCUGUUGGGUUUUCAUGGGAUACCUGCUACCUUCACAUUGUGUGUCCAAGGCGCAUGUGGCCUUGCGGGUGCAGGGCAGUUGGUCCCAGCCUGGAGGGAAGCAAAGAGAGGCUUGGUCAGUGUAUGCCUUCCUGCCUGCCCCCUCCGGCUCCCACAGCCUGCUCACUGGCAGCUGCACCAAGCUCGUCUGAGUGCUUGCAAUGGCCUCUUCCGUGUGCUCAUCCAGGUGCUGCUCGCCCAUGCCACCUCGUUGCCACAAGGCCCCUCUGUAAAUGAAAUAAAGUGUAAUUUACUA